Molecule: messenger RNA, 738 nt
Organism: Daphnia carinata
Lineage: Eukaryota; Metazoa; Arthropoda; Branchiopoda; Diplostraca; Daphniidae
Exons: 2
Coding region: 64-372 (102 amino acids)
Source: RefSeq, a predicted model, not a curated record
AGUAUCGAGUCCAGUGCCGCGAACGAGCAGUAACGCAUAGAUCAUCACAAUAAAACGUGAAAGAUGACGGGCGACGAGGUGUUGUCGCAUCAACUUGUGUUGCCGUUAUCAGUGGGUGUAUACACGGAAGUAGAAGAAGAACGCGUGGAUAGCAAUAGUAGUAACGCAAGCGAAAGUACAGCAGAAGAACAUGAUCAUUUAUGCACGGCUGCUGUCGUCAUUGCCGUUGAUGAUCCUGUUUCACAUGUGACAGUAGUAGAACCACCUCCGCAAAUUCAGACGGUGGCGGCAACUGCUCUGGACGAAUUGUUCUAUCUCAUUUCAAUGGAUGGCGAAGCGCUCUUCUACGAUGCCAUUCAUUCUUCUUCAUGAAGCUUUCAUUCAAUUCUUUCUAGUCAAAAUGUCGCUUAUCUAUUACACCGUUUCCCCUCUGCUAUUUAUUUCUGACUCUGUAGCUCGGCCUAUCGAACCCAUUUUAGAUCCAAUCAAGCCAACGAGCUCCAAGUGGUUUCUUUUUUAUAAGUUGGAUGCAAGUCAUGCCAAACGCUAGAAAUGUUCAGUGUCGGGACAAGAUUAGAAUAGAAGCACCGGGAGAUGACGUCAUUUUCUCGCAUUUCCCGUUUUCUUAGUUCCCUCCACGAGUUUUAUUGGAAGUUGUCCCAACUUCUUUUUAAACAGCUGAAAAUUAAAUUUCCUUAAAAAACGAAAUAAUUGUCUGAAUGACGGUCUAUGUUUAUU